Hyaloscypha bicolor E is the source of this 705-nucleotide messenger RNA. RefSeq lists its product as uncharacterized. The coding region runs from base 82 to 615 and encodes 177 amino acids. Lineage: Eukaryota; Fungi; Ascomycota; Leotiomycetes; Helotiales; Hyaloscyphaceae. The record is from RefSeq and is a predicted model, not a curated record. The transcript has 2 exons.
GAAGCAUGGGCGAGAAUAUGUCCUCCAGCAGGCUUGCGGCCAUCGACUCCUGCAAAGAGAGCGCUGGCGCCAGGGUCUGACAUGACUUGGUUUGUCUGCCGAAAGGUUGAAUUCUUCCGCCAUCUGAGUGGCUCUUCGAAGAAAGGUACCAAGGACUUGCUGGCGUUCGGAAAGCUCACCACGGCCCACGAAGUCGGUGCGAUAGAGAGCCAUGACACUGUCAAUGAUAAGGAGACGGUACUCGUUGGUGGCGAAGUUGGCGGCAAGACCUUCCAACAAUUCGGAUUGCAUCUGUUUCUGUCAAAAGCUGAACUGGCCACAAGUGUAAGGUGCAAUUUACCUCACUGUUUUGGGCACGGGCAUAGGAGAUAUUCUCGCAAGCUUGAUCAGGGUCGACUAGAGUACUCAGCAACAACUAGUCAAAAUAUCUUUCGGGUAGCUUACCACCAAACCGCUCUGCAAUCUCUUGGAUUCUCUCAGGACGGAAUGUUCCCUCGGUGUCUAUUCCAAGGUCAGCAAUGGUCCUUCGAUAAAGGUGGACGACUAACCAAUAUAUGCAACUUUGCCUUCUGCUCCACCCAUGUCCUGGAUGCUGUCAAUAUGCAGUGGGAUUGACAAAUAGCUGGAAUAACUUUACCUUGGGAAGCUGUGCAAUGACAGCCAUAGUGUGUGCAAGUUGGGUUUUGCCGCAUCCUGCAAUUGUUA